AUGGCCAUCUCCGUGUCUGUCCUCGAGACGGGCACCAUCCGCAUUCGUCCUUCCCACAGAACCCAAUCUGCCCACAAGAACGUCUACCUCCGUCGUCUCACGGUAUUCACAGACCGAGCAUGGACUGAGCCGCUCCCGAUCAACACCUACCUCAUUUCGCAUCCCGAGGGCUAUAUUUUGUUUGAUAGUGGGGAGUCGCCUCACACGAUGAAGAAGGGCUACUUUCCGAAGUGGAUGCCCUUCUUCCAUCUCGCUGUCAAUAUCCACGUCCGCGAACACGAGGGAAUCAAAGCACGUUUGCUAGAGCACGGAGUAACGCCGUCGGAACUCAAGGCUGUAGUUCUGUCCCAUCUCCACCAUGAUCAUGGUGAUGGAAUUUCCGAUCUUGACGGUGCUGACGUAUACGUGACACCCGAACACUGGGAGGCAUUUCGACACCCAUUCGAGGCUACGUUGGAAGGUGCCGUCCCAAGCCAAUGGCCGAAGAAUUUUGAGCCAAAGCUCUUGGAGCGUUCGGGAGGGCCAGUUGGACCCUGGAGCAAGACAUACCCCAUUACAAGUGACGGAAAGGUGGUGGCCGUCGAUACCCCAGGACACGUACCGGGACACAUUUGCUUGAUUGUCUAUGGUGAUAAUGCUACAUACCUGCUUGGUGGAGAUGUAACAUACGACCAAGAUCUUCUGGACCAGGAGUUGACGGAUGGAGUAAACAAGAACCCUCUGCUAGCUAUAGAGUCAUUGAAAAAGAUCAAGGAGUUCGCUGGCCAAGAGGAGAUCGUGCUACUUCCUGCCCAUGACCCGAAUGCAGCGUACAGGCUGGCCAACAACGAGGUCUAUGUGCCAGGAAGUAGCCGGCAUGUCUCCUUGAAGGAGUAUGGGAACGGGCAUGAUUGGUUGAUUAUACUUGCGCUGGCCUUUAUUGGUUUCCUUUUUUACCGCAGAAGCUGUUAA
Penicillium vulpinum is the source of this 951-nucleotide messenger RNA. Its product is annotated as N-acyl homoserine lactonase family protein. The transcript has a single exon. The coding region runs from base 1 to 951 and encodes 316 amino acids. The record is from RefSeq and is a predicted model, not a curated record. NCBI's taxonomy places the organism in Eukaryota, Fungi, Ascomycota, Eurotiomycetes, Eurotiales, Aspergillaceae.